CUGGGCCACCAGGGGAUGGGGCUGUGCGGACCUUCCGCCGGCGGGAAGUUAAGACCAGGUGCUAAGACUUUUCUAUCAAAGGAAGCCUGGCGCCCUGAAGUCUCGCGAGAUCCUGGCCGGGCCCAAUGGAAAGCGGGGUCUGGUUUGUCACUAGGGGCGUUUGUUGGGGGGCGGAGCUAGACGGGAGUGGGCCGGGCGUCGUAGGUGCCCGGCGUAGCGGCGUUUAGGCCGAGCUGCGGUUCUCAGGAGCGAAGCCGUGGCCAUGAAGGAGGAGAAGGAUCACAGGCCUAAAGAGAAACGAGUAACCCUGUUGACUCCCCCGGGGGCCACGGGCAGCAGCGGUGGAGCUUCGGGGGACAGCGCCAAAGGGGAAGAUAAGCAGGAUCGAAAUAAGGAGAAGAAGGAGGCGCUGAGCAAGGUGGUCAUUCGGAGAUUACCUCCCACUUUGACCAAGGAGCAGCUUCAGGAACAUCUUCAGCCUAUGCCGGAGCAUGAUUAUUUUGAGUUUUUUUCUAAUGAUACUAGUCUGUAUCCUCAUAUGUAUGCCAGAGCAUACAUCAACUUUAAAAACCAAGAGGACAUUAUUUUGUUCAGGGAUCGCUUUGAUGGUUAUGUAUUCCUUGACAAUAAAGGUCAGGAAUAUCCUGCCAUAGUAGAAUUUGCACCUUUUCAAAAAGCUGCAAAAAAGAAGACUAAGAAAAGAGAUACCAAAGUUGGGACUAUCGAUGAUGAUCCAGAAUAUAGGAAAUUUUUGGAAAGUUAUGCUGCAGAUAAUGAGAAAAUGACAUCUACUCCAGAGACACUGCUAGAGGAAAUAGAAGCAAAAAAUAGAGAAUUAAUAGCUAAAAAGACAACCCCACUUUUGAGCUUCCUGAAAAACAAGCAGAGAAUGAGAGAAGAAAAAAGAGAAGAAAGAAGGAGGCGAGAAAUAGAAAGAAAAAGACAAAGAGAAGAAGAGAGGAGGAAGUGGAAGGAAGAAGAAAAACGAAAAAGGAAAGAUAUAGAAAAGCUAAAGAAGAUAGACAGAGUUCCAGAAAGGGACAAAUUAAAGGACGAACCAAAGAUAAAGGUACACAGGUUUCUGUUACAAGCUGUGAAUCAGAAAAAUCUACUCAAGAAGCCAGAAAAGGGAGAUGAAAAAGAAUUAGACAAAAGAGAAAAAGCCAAGAAACUAGACAAAGAGAAUCUGAAUGAUGAAAGAGCCAGCGGGCAAAGUUGUACACUGCCCAAGCGCUCUGACGUCGAGCCUAAAGACGAAAAGCCUAAGAGGCCCGAAGACGAGGGCGGCCGAGACUACCGGGAGCGGGAGCGGGAGCGGGACUACGAGCGGGACCAAGAGCGCCUCCUGCGGGAGAGGGAGAGGCUGAAGCGGCAGGAAGAGGAGCGCCGCAGGCAGAAGGAGCGUUAUGAGAAGGAGAAGGCUUUUAAGAGGAAGGAAGAGGAAAUGAAAAAAGAGAAAGAAGCGGUUCGGGACAAAGGAAAGAAGCCGGAAAGUACCGAAUCCGUAGGCAGCUCCGAAAAAACUGAAAAGAAAGAGGAAGUGGUUAAGAGAGAUCGCAUAAGAAACAAGGAUCGCCCGGCAAUGCAGCUUUACCAGCCAGGAGCUCGAAGCCGAAACCGACUCUGUCCGCCUGAUGACGGCACCAAGUCUGGAGAUGCGGCGCUAGAAAAGAAGCAGGAAAGUGGUAUUAGCCAUAGGAAAGAAGGAGGAGAGGAGUGAUAAGUCCAAACGGCCUUAGGUGUCCUGACUGUCUAGGCAGCCAAAGAGCACGUAUUAAGCAAUCCAGAAGUGCCUUCAGGGCAAAGGAAUAGAGACAGAGGAAGGGAUCGCUGGGCUGGUGAGGUACACUGCAGAGGAGUACGUUCUUUUUUUGUUGUUGUUGUUCUUUUUUUUUUUGCGUCCGAGCAGGAGCCCGGUUGCAGGUUCAGGUUGGAAAUACAAUUUCACUUUCUUAUGCAGUUCCUACAAAGUCAUUUUAAAGUGUCAAAGAUGAGGGAGGGGCCACGCAGUGCGGUUUGCAGGCGGGAAAUGUCCAGUGAGGAGUUAAUUAGGUGCCACCCGAGGAGAGUAAAAAAAAGACAGCUCGUUCUGUAAUCAAAGGUUUUGGUCAAACCCUGGAUUGAACUUUUCUGAAUCCGAGUGGAACAGAGUCACUGUGAAGUCUUGUUCAGAUCUAAUUACAUUCAUUGUUGGUGAUAACUGUUGACCGUGUAGCGUAGACGAAACGAGCAUGUAAUUGUAGUACAAGGACAGUGAAGGGUAUAACACGUUUGCGCCUGUGCAAAAACUUAAUUAUGUCGUGUCUAUAUCCUGGGUCCUGAAGUUUGGGGAUUAGUUGUAGUUUUUUAUUUGCUUAUGUGAGCUUAGCGCCAAGAAUAUUUUUAAACCUCUCCUUUUUGCCUUUAGCGAUUUUGAUAUUAAUGAGUAAAAUUUAACCUGUGUUUGGUUCUUGACAAUCCAGUCUUUGUUUUAUCUUAGGUCCGAUGAUCUGAGGGCAUACCCUCUCUGGGAAGGAAACUGCACCAAUUUCUGUUCCUGUCAGAUAGCUACUUUUAGUCUUAGCUUGUUUUGCAUUGAUGUCAAUAAAUACCAAUAUCACUCAAGUA
This is a messenger RNA of Herpailurus yagouaroundi (jaguarundi), 2607 nucleotides long. It is a transcript of the gene UPF3B, whose product is annotated as UPF3B regulator of nonsense mediated mRNA decay. Gene Ontology annotation, molecular function: mRNA binding. Gene Ontology annotation, cellular component: nucleolus; cytoplasm. The coding region runs from base 263 to 1720 and encodes 485 amino acids. Lineage: Eukaryota; Metazoa; Chordata; Mammalia; Carnivora; Felidae. Gene Ontology annotation, biological process: nuclear-transcribed mRNA catabolic process, nonsense-mediated decay; positive regulation of translation. The transcript is spliced from 11 exons. The record is from RefSeq and is a predicted model, not a curated record.